AUGGCUUCAACAGUUUUGGUAAUCACAGCUUUUCUCCUUACGUUCAACCUUGUUUUCUUCACUCUCGCAUCCUCCACUAAUACCAUAAAAGGCUGCCCACCUCCACCUUCAAAACCUUCAACACCUCCAAAACCUUCAACCCCUCCCAAAGCUACUUGCCCGAGAGACACUCUCAAAUUGGGUGUGUGUGCUAACCUCCUCAACAAUCUUCUCCCCAUAGUCAUAGGAAAUCGAUCAGAGACACCAUGUUGUUCCCUCAUUUCUGGUCUCGCAGAUCUUGACGCUGCAAUAUGUCUUUGCAAUGCCAUUAAAGCUAAUGUCUUGGGAAUCAACCUCAACGUUCCUGUCUCAUUGAGUGUGUUGCUUAAUUACUGCGAAAAGAAGGCUCUAUCUGGCUUCCAAUGCACCUAG
Molecule: messenger RNA, 411 nt
Organism: Lactuca saligna
Lineage: Eukaryota; Viridiplantae; Streptophyta; Magnoliopsida; Asterales; Asteraceae
Source: the annotation of a GenBank genome assembly